Punica granatum (pomegranate) is the source of this 1506-nucleotide messenger RNA. NCBI's taxonomy places the organism in Eukaryota, Viridiplantae, Streptophyta, Magnoliopsida, Myrtales, Lythraceae. The record is from RefSeq and is a predicted model, not a curated record.
CUACUUUCCCUAUAAAUACCCGCCUUGCCAUGUCCAUACCCUCAUCAAAGGCAAAGAUCUCCAAAUUCCAAGUUUCGAAUCUCUUUGCCUUUGUAAGUUCGCGGAAAGAUGGCUUGUUUCACUAGAUUUGCUGCACUUCUUUCAUUCCUCGCUCUUGUUCCUCUGUGUUUGUCUGCCAAGACCAUGGGAGGGUACCUCUAUCCUCAGUUCUACGACCACUCGUGCCCAAGGGUCCAGGAGAUCGUUAAGUCAGUUGUGGCCAAGGCUGUGGCCAGAGAAGCUCGCACGGCCGCUUCCCUGCUGAGGCUGCAUUUCCAUGACUGUUUUGUCAAGGGAUGUGAUGCAUCGCUGCUGCUGGACAGCACUGGGAGCAUCGUGAGUGAGAAGAUGUCGAACCCCAACAGGAACUCAGCUCGAAGGUUCGAGGUGCUCGACGAGAUAAAGUCCGCGCUGGAGAAGGAAUGCCCCCACACGGUCUCAUGUGCAGACAUCCUUGCUCUUGCUGCUAGAGACUCCACUGUCCUUACUGGUGGACCAAGUUGGGAGGUGCCUUUGGGAAGGAGGGAUUCAAGAGAAGCAAGCUUGAGUGGGUCCAACAACAACAUUCCUGCCCCAAACAACACCUUCCAAACUAUCCUCACCAAGUUCAAGCUACAAGGGCUCGAUAUCGUUGAUCUCGUCGCCUUGUCAGGGAGCCACACUAUCGGAAACUCAAGGUGCACAAGCUUCAGGCAGAGGCUGUACAACCAGACCGGAAAUGGGAAGCCAGACUUCACCCUGGACCAGUCCUAUGCUGCCCAGCUCCGCGGCCGCUGCCCAAGGUCUGGGGGAGACCAGAACCUCUUUUUUCUUGACUUUGUUAGCCCAGUCCAUUUCGACAACAGCUACUUCAAGAACCUCCUGGCCUACAAGGGCCUGCUGAAUUCGGACCAGAUCCUGGUGACCCAAAACCAGGCCUCGAUGGAGCUCGUGAAGAAGUAUGCCGAGAACAACGAGCUCUUCUUCGAGCAGUUUGCCAAGUCAAUGGUGAAAAUGGGGAAUGUUUCUCCACUGACAGGGUCGAGAGGCGAGAUUCGGAAGAACUGCAGGAAGAUCAAUUCCCACUAGGAUCCAUGAUCGAUGACGAAGCUAUUCGAUAUCGUCCUUCACUAUUGUGUGGUCGUGCAAUCUUUUUGUUCCAUUGAACCGAGCAUUUUCUUUGAAUAAGGAUUGCGAUCUGAGUAAUAAUUUAUACGAUAUAUGAUCAGUUUGAAUUUACAUCUGGCAGGUUAAGGGAAAACUUCAAUGAAAGUACUGCAAAUUUGCUGCUCAUCAAGUUCUAUAUAUUUCAUUUUGACUACGAGGAGGAAGGGGACUUAGUACAGUGGCAUAAAAAUCUAUAAUUUCUUCUUUCGUUCUUUUCGGUAGAUUGUUUCUUCAUUCAUUGACGAGGAGCAUUGGUUCAUGCGCAUUUCAUCCCCAUUUAAGCUCUUUAGAAUCAUAAGAUUUCAGCUUUGAUUUUUAUUA